This is a messenger RNA of Phoenix dactylifera (date palm), 1344 nucleotides long. The record is from RefSeq and is a predicted model, not a curated record. NCBI's taxonomy places the organism in Eukaryota, Viridiplantae, Streptophyta, Magnoliopsida, Arecales, Arecaceae.
AUGGUAAUUCUACAAGAGAUGCCAUUUACAACAGUUGAACAUCCAGCAUUUCAGACCUUUGUUAGGAACCUUAGACCAGAAUUUCAUAUUGUUUCAAGGACAACAUUGUCUUCUGAUUGCUUUAAAAUUUAUGAAAAGGAAAAACGAAGACUUGAAGAUUUGUUCAAGAUGAACUGUGGAAGAAUCAGCUUAACAUCGGACAUGUGGACAUCAAAUCAAACAUUGGGAUACAUGUGUCUCACUGCACAUUAUAUCACUAAUGAUUGGAAACUGAAAAAGCAUAUUAUCAAUUUUAAGUUAGUUCCUUCACCACAUACAGGCUUAGUCAUUAGUGAUGCUAUAGCUAACUGUAUUUUAUCUUGGAAUAUUGAGAAAAGGUUGGGUUCAAUCACUCUUGAUAAUUUGUCAGCAAAUACAGUUGUAGCAACAGAACUUCAAAAACAAUUUAAAAAAGAUUUACUUUUGGAUGGUAAAUUCUUUCAUGUGCGUUGCUGUGCACAUAUUCUUAAUUUGAUUGUGAAGGAUGGGUUGAAGGUAGCGGAGGGUGCUAUUCAUAGGAUCCGCGAGGCUGUUAAAUAUAUAAAAUCAUCUCAAGGAAGGUUGGAAUUAUUUAUGGGAAUUGUGAAACAAUUCAAGAUGAAUGGUAAAAAACGGAUAUGCUUAGAUGUACCUACUCGUUGGAAUUCUACAUAUCUCAUGUUAAAUGAUGCUAUACAAUUCAAGGAUGUAUUUAUGCGACUUGUGGCCCGGGAUCCUAAUUUUGAAGGUGCGCCAACUGAGGAAGAUUGGUCUCAAGGCAUCAUUAUUUGUGACUUCUUAAAGGUUUUUCAUCUUAUAACUGAAGUUUUUUCACAAACAAAAAAUCCAACUGCAAAUUUGUAUUUCUAUGAGAUUUGGAGAAUAAAUAUGCUCUUGAUUGAAGAAUCUAGGAGUUCAAAUGCAGUUGUGAUGAUGAUGGCUUUAAAGAUGCAAGAAAAAUUUGACAAGUAUUGGAAGGAAUGCUCUCACAUUCUUGCUGUAGGGGUUGUCCUUGAUCCAAGACAUAAGAUGAAUCUUAUUAGAUAUUGCUUUCAGACAAUCCAUGGUAAUGAUGAUCGUGCUUCAUUUGAGAUCAACAAAGUGCAUGAUGUUCUUCAAACUUUGUAUGAUAAUUAUGCAAUUUUAUAUGGCACAAAUGUCUCUCUUAAUCAAGUGGAUGAGAGGGUGUCUACAUCCCAUGGUGGAAGAGAUGAGAAUCGUUUUAUGCAUGGCUAUAAAGAAUUCAUCCAUGGAGUACAAGUUACCCAACCAUCUAAGUCAGAAUUAGAGACUUAUUUGGAAGAGAAGGUAUUUUACGAUCUCUAA